Messenger RNA from Hyalella azteca, 3469 nucleotides. RefSeq lists its product as uncharacterized. Lineage: Eukaryota; Metazoa; Arthropoda; Malacostraca; Amphipoda; Hyalellidae. The record is from RefSeq and is a predicted model, not a curated record. The transcript is spliced from 11 exons. The coding region runs from base 48 to 3191 and encodes 1047 amino acids.
ACAAAAAGUAUCUUUGUCUUAUUUACGCUGAAUUUUGCUCAUUGUGGAUGCCUCAUGAAAACAUGUUUCAUAGUCCAGCUGGCCCAAGUGGGGCAUCAUCUGCUACCAGAAGAAGAAGAAGAAUGAUUUCUUCUGAUACUGAAGAUACCAGUCCAUCUCGACUUAGUGAUGAUUCAAGCAGUGACAGCAAUGACAGUUCUUCCAGUGAACACAGAAGCCGGCCAUCAUGCUGCAUCUGUCUCAAUAAGCUCUCACGACAUGAAGUUGCCAGUCCAGAACUUUGUGACCAUCUCUACUGCAUCAUUUGCUUACAGUCUUGGGCUCAGGGUAGAGCUGAAGCCACUUGCCCCAUUGAUCGUCAGCCGUUCACAGUGAUCAAAGUACGCAAGAUUGAUGACAGCACAGUGAUACGAACUAUUCCUGUGUUCUUAAAGGAGAUACCUCUUCCUGGAGAUGAAAAUUUAGAAGCUGCAGCUUUAAUAGAAAUUGAUGAUGAAUUCAACACGUAUUGUGAGGUUUGCCGAGAGUGUGACCGAGAAGAAGCAAUGUUGCUGUGCGACAGCUGUGACUCAGGCUAUCACAUGGACUGUCUGGAGCCUGCCCUGGAGGUGGUGCCUAUCGAGGAGUGGUUCUGUCCAUCCUGCAGCCUAAUAGUGGACGUCACAAGGGCCAUGGCAUCUGUUAGCCAGGCUGAACCCACCCGGCAGCAAAGAAAUAGGCCGCAAACAACGAACGUAUCGCGGGAACGACAAGACGGCGGCGGAGGAAGCAAUGAAUAUGUUCACGUCCUGCCUCGGACUCGAGAAGUUGAGCGAGUGAGGAAGCGUGUGCACAAAAUAAGGGAAAAUAAAGCAAAAAAGAAGAAGCGUGGACGAAAAAAGAAGAAAAGGAAUGAGGGAGACAAUAAUGAAAACCAGUCGAACGCUUCCAUCAUCCCUCUACUGUAUGCUUUUGGAGAUGAAUGUGGUGACUUCGAUGCCAUGACUACAUUCGAUCCCAUCGCGGAAUCUCUUUUAAAGCGCUCUGGCAAUGCAGAGACCAAAACCAGGGACGUGGCAAGCGUCGUCCGUGGUGGCAUGUCCGUACCUCUUCCUACUUACUGCGGCGGGCGAUCGGAGAUUGAGAAACGUGUCGAGACUUGCUCGAGCUCCGCUGUAAACUUGCUUGAUGACUUACUGGACUCGCAAAGUACGUUGUUGACCAAGCAAGUGGAUAUCACAGAAGAACGCAAGCUUGUUGCACGAGGCAAGAAAAGAGAACUUGCUGAUUCUGACGAUGAGUCACUUCUGUGUAUGAGGCGACCUCUUCCUAGCGUUAGGAUGGAGAUGGAAAAACAAGAACGAAAGAUAAGCGAAGAAAAACGGGAACUUGAUAAAGCUUGUUUAAAAACAGAAAAAAUAAAUGAAGAUGAAGGAUGCAGUCAUUCAGGUACAAGGAAACCCGCAGAUGUUUCCUAUGUAUCGGUCGAAAGACAAAGUAAAAGAUCUGAUGAGAAGCGGAGGGAUUACUGGCCAUGGAAUCGGUCAUCAUACUCGCCAUCUGAUAGUUCUGGCUUCCGUAAACGUGAUCACUACAAAUACCGUGAAACGAAGGAAAGAAAUAGUUACGAUAACCCCAGUAUUUGCUGGGGAUAUCAUGCCUAUAAUAUAAGAGACCGCGCCCGUGAGGAUUCUCGAAAAUAUGGUAACUCGCGCGAGGUUUCUCGUUGUGCUCAUAGAUCUGACGACAGAUAUGAAAGAUACAGUCGAGAUAGACACCAACGUGAUUCAGGCAGAUCACUUGCUAGUGAAAGAUCUCAUCGAGAGAAAAGGCAUUCAAAGGUUUGGGGCUUUGGGCGUAGAAAUGGCUCAAGUGCAAACACAAUUCCUAGUCAUUCACCUUGCAAGGUUAUGAAACAAAAUGCUGGUCCAGUCGAUUCAGAUAUUUCUUCGUACCUGAAUAAUCGAGAAAAAACGACUAACUACAGCCAGCACACAAUGAUCUUGCCUAAAGCUUUGAUGUCUUCCGUUGCUUCAAAAAAUAAGGAAUUCCCAGAUUCUUUGUGCAUUAGUUCCUCGAUUGUGGGACCCGUAACGGAAAAAAAUGCAUCAAUGAACCUUGGCAGAAAUGAGACAAACGCUACGACUUCUGAUGAUUUAGCCAGCAUGAAAGAAUGGGCUCUCUAUAACGAUUCAAAAGCAUUUCAAACUAAAAAUUCUGUGAGCACGACAACUGGGAAGUCUGAAGAUUCUGAUCCGUAUAAAGAAACUCCAGCCAAUGAAGCUAACAAGUUUCUUGAUGUACCUCUUAAUGUAAACACUCGUAAAUCUGAAGAUAUCGCCUCAAGGAUGACGUUUCUUUUUGGCGACAAUGAUGAUAAUGUUGACACGGCUGAAUCGUAUAAAUGCACAUCUCAAUCGACCAAUAGAGGCUUUAGAAAAACCAAUAAUAUAAACCUGAUUAAAAGUUCAAUAGAUAAAGUCCGGCAAGCGGAGGCAAAGUCUCUUGGGUCUGAAAGGGAAGCUAACUGUGAAGAUAAUCUGCGGAUAUUAGUCCCGUCGAGCUGUAAUGGUGAAAAUUUCGCUAUAAGUGAAUCAUUGACUAUUCACGAAGAAUUUAAUCCGACUAAAUCCAAUGGUAUGACAGAGAGUUCUGACGCUACAUGUGCAUCUAUCGCGGUAGAAUCGCCGUCUAUGAUUCAGACCAGUACUCGCAUGUGUGCCUCUAGUGUCAUCAGUUUGUCCGACACUGCGCGCUUGAGUGGCAGUAGCUUAGCAGACGAAGCUCCAGCAGCGGAAGGCAUGCCUAUUUUUAACUGUGUACGGAAAAAAGAAGAAGCAAGUGUUCCCAAUCUUCGCUCCGAUCACCAAGGAGAGAACAACGAUGGAUCGAUUUUCGCUGCAAAUGUAAAUGCAGCAGAGAGUUCGUCCAGCAAUGGGAUAUUAUCAUCAUCUCCAUUGGUCGUGAUCUUGGAUAAAGCGAGCGUUGCAUCGGUGGUGAAGAAGAGGCUCGAUCGUCCCUUCCAUGCAAAAGAAAUCAACAAACAAAGUUACAAGGAGAUAGUCUUCAAGUGCGUGCAUAAAAUAAUAGAAAAAGACUCGGGAACGCAUGCCGCUGUAGAAAAAAUUAAUAAGCUUGUCGACAAUUACCUUCAGUUUUACCAACACAAGGAAAACAAGAUCAAACGCAGAAGCACCGAUGGUGCUCAGUGAUAUUUUUAUUGGUUUGUUGUUACUGUGCAAGUAGUAAAGUAGUUCGUUGACGUUUGGAACUCGUGCUCAAUUUUUAAUAGUAAUUUUAAAAUUUAUAAUCAACCUUUUACCUCUACUGACAUACCCUUGUCUUUUAAUUGUACAUUUGUUCAUUGACUGCAAAGCUGGACAAGUAUGAAUUAUAUUGUGAAUUGUUGAGGUUUUUAAUCAGUCUAUAACUGUUGUCUCAUCUAGUGUUUUGUUAGGUCUUUCAAUAAAUUUUGAGUAACAUUAUUUAA